CCAAAAUGUAAGUGGCUUAAGAGCGAAGAUUUGUUUCAUAAAAGCUACCCCCAACAAACCGAUUAGCCAAGAAGCAAAGGAAGCGCUGAGACGAGAAGUGACCGGCGGCGGCGGCGGCUGCUAUGGCAGAUUUGUUGGGGCGGUGGGUUUAUUACGGGAGUAUUCGUGGUCGGAUCGGAAGGCUCAAGCUUAUGCUCUUUCCUCUUUCCGCUUUCCUCCCUCCUCCUCCUCCCCCCUGCAGGUACUGAUGGACGGACGGCGACUAAGGAGAGGGGGGAAAAAUCCUUGGCUGGUGAUGUCGGAAAGCUGUUUGAAUGCCCAGCGAGGAGGGAGGUGCGAGAGGGAGCGAGAUAGUAAAGCUCUGUCUCGGGUGUGCGCGCCGGCGCGCGGUGCUCGCUUUCCCUUGGGCGCGCGCGCGGGGGCUGCGCGUGUCCCGAGAGCGCGUCAGCGCAGCGGCCUCCCGCGUGCUCGUGUGCGCGCGCGUCCCGGGUGCCGCGCGCCCUCUCCUGCACAGCUGCGGUGCGCCCAGCCGCCCGCCAGAGGCUCGGCUCGCGCGGCGCGGCCGCUGCGACUUCCUGGAGUUCUGCCUACCGGGUGCGCGGGCGGGUGUGUGAGAGAAGGCGAGGGGAGCCGCAGGGUGGGAGAGGAGGGAGUCCCGGCGGGAGGGCGGGGUAGAGGCUGGCGGGAGGGGGGCUUCACGGAGCUCCAGCCAGGGCCGCGGUGCGCCUGCACGUCACGGCUACUCAAACCCAAGCACGUCCCGAAAGCGGUAUUUUCUGCGUCUGGGAGGUUUUUGCAUCCUCAGUUCCCACCGCUGGGGCUGGCGGCGACCAACUGUAAGAGAAACUCACUGGGAGGCGAGGCAGGGGGGUGCGGAGGAUGGGAAGGCGACUCUGAAGGGUGGGAAGUGAAUGCUGGACUUGAUCGUCUUUCUCUGUCUUUCAGCGCGGACCUGUCGCAGCCAGAGAGCUGUCAUUUUAGCACCGGGAUUCAGAAUUGAUCCAGUCCGCAGCGGAGGGGGCACAUCCCAGCUCCCGAGCUGCUGAGUGUCUCUGGCUGGAACAAUAGUAGUUUUUCUCUGCGAGGCUGCAAUUAACAUCUUAUUUGUUCUGGCUCCAUACAGGCUUUGUCAGGAUCGCGGUGCGGCGACCGAGGUUGGGCUCUUGCAUUGCUUUCUGCUUGGCAAUGGAAUCAUGGUUUCGGGGUCUAAACUUUUGUUUCAUUUUGUAGUCUUAAUGCAUCUGAUUCUUUUUCAAGUUUCCCUAGUAACAGGUUUGGGGACGGGGUGGGAAGAAACGAGAAAAGGGGUGAAGAGAAACAACCAGAUUAUAUAGAAAGGGAAAAGGGAUAAGUUUCCCCACCUUUUAAUCUAUCUGCCUGUCUAUCUAUCUAUUAUCUAUCUAUCAGUCAUUUUGCCUCCUGGACAGUUGGCUGACGAAGUGUCUGAUAAACCAGCUUCAGAUACAUGCUACAAAAGGUCAUUCGCCUCCUGAUUAUGUCUCUACUUGUAAACGCAGUUGGUGGUUUGCAAAACAAGUGCUAAAAUAGUGCAAUGAUGUGGUGGGAGGAAACCACCAUGGGCAAUUCAUAUAAAGUGCUGGAAUCUUCAUAAGGGCUACUGAGCUGGCCUGAUGAUGAUCCUGCUGAGAUAUAUUUAUAGCAGAUGAUUUGUGGAUGAUAACUACGCCAAGCAAGACACGGUCUCCAGUAACCCCAGGCUCGUCUGAUUUCCUCAGGGGAUUAUAAUCAAGAAUCAGGAAAAGAGCCCUAUAUGAACAGUCUGGUCUCUGGACACGAACAACAGCACAAUCCAAAGGCAAAGCAAGGAAGGAACCACUUUGUUUCAUGUCUGCAAGAUGCUCCAUAUAGAAAGCAUUGCUGACAUGUUGACCCAACAGCAAAAAGAGAGCAGCAGUUCACACACCCUCAGCUCUCUGUCCUUUCGUUUCUAUUGAUGUUGGUCCACUUUUAUGAUUUAAUACAUAUUAAAUUCACCAUUUCAAAUUAUCAUUAUCUGCUUUCAUUGGUCUUUUUCACGAGUCCAAGUGUAUGUCUAUAUUUAUGUUUAUAUAUAUAAACACAUAUUUAUACAUACCUAUGUAUAUGUAUGCACACAUUUGCAAGUAUGCAUACACAUAUGUGUGUGUAUAUAUGUAUUUGAUAUGUAUGUAUUUCAGUUGAUACACAUAUAUUUGCUUGGGAAGUUUCACUAUAUUGCUUUGUAUUUCUCUGUUAUAAAGUAAUGCAUUUCAUUCCAAAACUACCAGAUUAAUUGUAUAAAUUGAUUAUUACAUAAGUUUCCUUGAUGAUUUACAGAAGAACUAUUGAGAGGUCAGUGUUAGCACAUCAAAAUAUAGACUGGUAUUACAUUUUAAAUUGACCCAGGUAUUUAAAGUUAAAGCCUUUGAAAUUUAUCUCUCCUAUUAUUAAUGCAUUUUAUUAAGAUUACUUUGGAAUGAUGAGGUUUCUAAGUUUGAUUUAUCUCUGUUUUUCAUCUUUUUCUCUGUAUGUGCUAAAUUUAGUCCCUCCACUUUGAGAAUAACCCUAUAAUCCAGGAUCACUGCUUAAAAUUCAGUAUCAUUUGCACAAUUCUCAUACUCAAAUAAGAAUGUUUCUAGAAUACAUUUACUCAAUUUUAAAAAGUGUUUUCUCUUUCCUUCUUUCUCUCAUAGUCUUUCUGAUAUUACCAUAUUACCACAUUCUAAAUUCUGUAACUUGUUAUUUUCAGUAAGGCUUUAAGAAGCAUGGAUAGGCUUGUAGGUUAUUUCUUGUUAAAUAUGCCUUAAUCUUUUAGUAUUUAGUAUUACUAUUUAGUUUUUAGUAUUUAGUAUUUGGUAUCUCCCAUAUAUAUAUACACACAUAUAUAUAUACACACUAUACACACACACACACACACACACACACACACAGCUUUUGGAAUGUUAAUUAAAUGAUCAAAAUAUUAUAAGAUUACAUUGUUAUGAGUACUUAACUUACCCUUAAAAGUAGCAUAUUUACUAUAAACUGAAACAACUUCUUCUUCUUCUCUGUCUCCUCCUGAUUAUUAUUUUUUUGUUGUUGUUAUUAAAUAAGGAACUCUCUCAGGAACCAAGCUGUAUAUCCUCUAGUCUCUUUGAAAAAACAAAUUGGUCAUUUUCUACUUGGACAUCCCAGAAUAGAAAGUACAUGGAAGUACUAAAAAAUAAAGGGAUAGACUUGGGGUUAAGGGAGAUGUCAUAGAACAGCUAUCCUGGGUUAGUUCAAGUGUAGUCCUAUCCCAUGCCAGGCAAAGUCAAGGUUAAGUUUAGUCCAAAAAUCCCAGUUACAUCAAGUUUCCAUUUUUUAUCAUUAUUUCCCUAUACAACGAUACAAGUUUUAAAAAAGUCGGUAAAUACUUUUGGCCAUCAAUUUUCAAGGUUUCGUUGGUGAUAUUAAGGAAAUACUGUAAGUAGGUAACACAUAAUGUCACAUCUGUGUGCUGUAGAAGCAUCUUGAAAAAUAUGGACUUUAAAAGCUCAAAAUAUGUGUUUGCAAUUGAACAUACAUUCACCCCCAAAUUUGUCCUUUUUCAGCUAGUUAUUUUUUCAUAUGAAGUUACUAUACUUCUACCAUUAUCUUUAAUCUCUGAAAUUUCAAUUAUACUAGAAAUCAGGAUUCUUCAUUUUUACUCACGAACCUGACACUAAGUGUAUACCUCAUUAAGGACAAGAAGCUAUGAAUUCUCUGGACUUCAGUUAUCUCACAGAAAAAAGCUUGAUUGAAUAAUGUCUAAGGCUCUUCCUGACAUAUUCUAAAUAACAGAAGGUGUCUCACAAGAAAUGGAAGCAGUGAGAGAAAAAUGCAAUUAAAUCCUAGACUAGAAAGAAUCACAAUUUUUCCACUCACAGGUUGGUAAUGCCUCUCUAUUCUAUCAUAAUUUUGAAAACCUCCGUAGUUUUACCAGCUUUGCCUUACCCCGUUGCUAUCAUCUGCUGAGGUACAGACAGUCCUUUCCAUUUUUGUUCCUCUCCCACUCUAAUAAUUUUUUUUUCUUUGACAGAAGUCCCACUUUACCAUUAAUGAUGACAAUAACUAAAGCUGCCAGGAACAGCACAUUUGCUGACCUUUAUCAACACCAGAUUCUCGCAUUUUGCCUUCUGGAUCUCCAUGCUCUUUUAUACCAGCAAACAAGAGGAAGAAUAUUCUCUACCCAUUUCCUUGACUGAAGCCUGCUCUUUUAUGAAGAUAUGGCAUCUCUUCCAACCGUGUCAAACAGAAGCAAUUUAUGUGUAUGCCGCUUCCAUACCCUGAUUCAAUGGGUCAGGGGCAGAAUCAGUAUCCUUACUCUCCCCUUUGGUUUCAAAUAUUUACUCCUCAUUUCCCUUUCAUGCCCACCUUUCUGUAGAGAUCAAGGCAUUUGCCUUUGCAGCUUUACCUCUUCUUCCAGAUUAUAUUUUCCAUUCAUGGAAUCUUUUAGCUGCCGGCUCGCAGUUUUUCUGUCCACCUGACUUCCAUUCCUCUUCUCAUGGCUUCAGCUCCCAUGCAGAUGUCUUAUCCUGACACACUAGCUUCUCCAUUCUAUUUCUGUUUUUUGUUUGUUGUUUGUUUGUUUUUUGUUUGUUUUUUCCUACUACUUCAACAACAUUUCCCUAUGGUCUUUAACUAAAAAGUCAAACCAGUGACUAAACCACUCCCAAUAUUUAACAUUUAAUGUUUCAGUGCCUUAAUUACCACCUUCUACUUUUAAAAACUCACCUCCUAAGUAACCACAUGGAAUCAAGUCUUUCACAAAAUUCAGGUCUUUAUUAUUAUUAUUAUUAUUAUUAAUUCCCACCAGUUUCUACUCUUAUCUUCAUUUUCCUCCUUAUACCCUGUGGUAAGCAGCCUCUCACAUGGACCCUAAUGAUCCCUACUUCCUGGUAUGUGCGUCCUUGUGUAAUUGUCUCUCUCUUGAAUGUGGGCUAGAUUUAGAAAUUUGCUUUUAUCAAACAGAAUAUGGUAGUAGCAAUGGGAUGUUAAGAUAUAAAAUGAAUGUGUCUUCCAUCUUGGGAGCUCCUUUACUCUUCCUUAGAGCAUUUGUUUGCAAUAAGCCAGGUACCGUGUUAUGAUACCGUCCUAAAUAGAGAAGUCCAUGUGAGUUUGGCCUUCUGAGGCCUGUCAAAAGACACAUGAGUGAGCUCAGAAGUAGAAGCUUCCUCAUUCAAGUCUUGAGAGGACUGCAGUCCAGCCAACAUCUUGGUUGCCCUUUCAUGACAGGCUUGUGCCAGAAUCAAGCAGCUAAGCUGCUUCUGGAUUCCUGACCUACAAACACUAUAGAUCAGGAAUGUUUGUGGCUUCCAACUGCUAAAUUUGGGGAUAAUUUGUUAUGCAAAUGUAGGUAACUAAUGUAUACCUCAUGGAUUCCACGCCCAUUGUUAUGAUAAUUUACUUACAACCAUCUUCAGCUAUUUACUACAUUUUUCUGGCUGGAUCACCAUGUUUACUGUGAUGGACAACUGCCCUUCCUGAUCCAUGACCCAUGCAACAGAGCAUUACUGAAGAAAUUCACACCCUCAGGCAAUUAGAUGUCCCUGUAAAGUUAUAGUCAACAGGUUCUUAUGACCUCACCACAUAGACUGUUACUUAUAAGCUCCCUCUCUUAUUACACCUAUGGAUAUUUUGUAACUUUUCUUUGAUCAUUAAAAAGCUUCUCCUCAACUCUUGAAUGAUAAGUGAUAACCUUUUUUCAUUCAUUAUUUAUAAAACAGAUGUGAUUAGAUGGAAAAUACCUUACAUUCAUUAAACUGACUUUACCUUCCCCCAUUUUCUCCUGUCUUCCUAUCUCCAGGGAGAUACUGCCCUUAUCUAAGAGGUCAUCCCCUCCACAGGUAACUUGGAUCUUACUUCUACUGGCUUUCACACCUCUCUCCUGGGCCACUUCCAUCAGCAUACAUAUUUUAUAGCAAUACUACCCGUCUAAAAACUUCUGAUCAAUAACCUGUUUCUUAGAUCCCCUUCAUAACGAAUCUUUUUUAAAAAAGCAAUCACAUUCACUUCACUUCCUCACUUCCCUCUCAUUUCUCAACUCAAUCCAUUCUGGCUUCCACCCCCACAAUUCCACUGAAAAAAUUCUUGUCAAAAAUCACUAAAGACCUUCAUGUUGCCAAGUUAAAGGGAUAAAUGUUUUUCUCAUCUUACUCCAACUUUCAGCAGCAUUUUAAAUGCAAUGCCCUCCUUUUGGAAACCACUUCUAUUUUGGUUUCUGUUUUAUCAUACUCUCCCAGAUGUACUUUUAUGUCACUGAUCACUGUGAAGACACUGAGACGCUUCUCAGUGUCUUUUGCUUGUUCUUCUUCCAUGUUAACUUGAAAUGCUGACUACUGUAGUGAUAAGUGUUGGAUGUACUUCCCUUAUUUCUCUACCACCUCCCCUUUGGUGAUCAAAUCCACUCCCUAAUAUUGAAUAUCACCAUAAGUAUGUAUAUGUACAUACAUGCAUACACACAUAUGAAUAGACACCCCAUGUAUAUUCCUUUAACAAAGAUAUGUCCUCUGAGCUCUAGAUUUUUAAAUAAUCAACUGCCGUGAUUUAUAUCUCUACUAAAUAUGCCUCACAGUCAUCUCAGAUUUGGGGUAAUUAAAGGAAACUUCCUGAUUACUCCAGAGAAAUGUGCCCUUCCCUCAGUCUUUCUGUUUCAGGAAAUGACAUCCCUAUCUACCUAGUUAUUCAAUUGGCAAACAUGGGAAAGAUACUUGCUGCUCAUUUUCUAUCAUUCUACAUCUAAUCCCUUGACAAAUAUUGCCUGUCCACUUUGUGUAAGUUUCCUAGGGCUGCCAUAAUAAAAUUCCACAAUGUGGAUGGUUUAAGCAACAGAAAUUUAUUUUUUUCACAGUUUUGGAGGCUAGAUGUCUAAAAUCAAAGUCCCUAUUGGAUUGGUUCCUCUGGGGCCCCUUUCUCUGGCUUGCAUAUGGCUGCGGUCUUGCUGCCUCUUCAAAUGGGGUUGGGGGUGUGCAGAGAUGGGCACAAUUCAGCUCAUGAUAUAACUUCAAUACAUAGAUCUCAAAUCUAACCAGUUCUUUCUUUUUUCACUGUUACCCUUUGUGUGUGUGUGUGUGUGAAGUAUGUAGUUUUUGCUUAGUCUCUUCCACCUGACAUUCAAUAUUCUUUAUUAAUCUAUCUCUAAUAAGUUAUACUUCAAAAAAUGUAUCCCUUUAAAAUCAAAUGAAAAACAUUUUAAUUCCAGGUACUUCUCACAUAUCACAAAUAAUAAAAUCCAAACUUUUAAUCGCGACCAACAGUGCCCUACCUCAUCUGAUUCUUGCUCCUCUCUCUAACUUCAUCUUGUACCACACUUCUGCUUACAUAUAAUGCUCAAGCUACAUUUACCUUUUUCUAAGUCAUGAGGACACUACAUUUUUAUCUCCUUACAAUCUUCCAAUGUCAGGAUCAUUCUACCUGGAAUAAACUUCCCUUUUUCUACUGAUAGGAGAAACUUUAUAGGCCUGACCUGCUCACUUCUCAUACCUCAGAUUUCAUCUUGAAAAUUCCCUUUUCAAAGUUUUUGAAAAUUUUUUUUAACCACCCAAUCUAUGGUGCUCUCUCCUUGUGUUCUCUUUCAAGGUACUUAUCUGUCUUUUUUUUUUUUGUGUGUGUGUGCUCAGGUAUAUAUUUUUUUCCUUUUUUAAAAUUAUACUUUGUAAGUUCUGGGAUACAUGUGCAGAACAUGCAGGUUUGUUACGUAGAUAUACACGUGUGCAUGUUCUCACUCAUAAGUGGGAGCUGAACAAUGAGCACACAUGGACACAGGGAUGGGUAACAUCAAACAUCGGGGCCUAUCUGUUUUAUACUAGUUACCAAUUUUUAUUUAGUUGGUCUUCAUCUUUUUGCUUUUUAUUAGUGUGUUAGCUCCAUCAUUACAAACUCCUGCCUAAAGUAGUGCGAGACACAUGGUGAGCACUUCCUAGGUCUUUAGUGAAUACAUGGGUUGAACAACAUGAUGAAUCUUAUAUGUGGGUAUUAGUUGUGUUCAUUGGAGAAAUAUCUAUUCCAACAGCUCACAUAUUCCUGCAUGAUAACUCAGCUAGAGUUCUCUCUUCCCUGGACCAAAUUCCUGAUUUCCUGAGAAAUUUCCCAGGUGACAUGGUCUCCAGACUUUUCAUCUUUAUGACUGUUUUCAAUUGAACUUACCUAGUUUGUCACAGUUCUUUGAUGCCACAAUUAAAAUACUGUAGAUUUCA
Messenger RNA from Macaca mulatta (Rhesus monkey), 8174 nucleotides. RefSeq lists its product as uncharacterized. The record is from RefSeq and is a predicted model, not a curated record. Lineage: Eukaryota; Metazoa; Chordata; Mammalia; Primates; Cercopithecidae.